GCGAGUGGAAGAACGCGUCUCUCUCUCUCUCUCUCUCUCUCGCUCUCCCCCUCUCUCUCGCUCUCUUCCUCUUUCCUUCCUCCGUGCGUAAAGGACCGAAGCUGUUCUCCUGCAAGUCCCGUGGACGACACUCAACGAGCCGCAGCAUUUCCCCCCCAGUGACAGCAUCAUCCAGGCACCGCUGCAGAGAUGGAGGUACCAGCCUUGGCGCACAACAUCACCAGUCCGUUGAGUCCCUGCGAGGGGAUGAUCAAGGACCUGAGCCUGGACGCCAUACAGUUGUGCGAGCGAGAUGGGAGUAAAUCCCAGGACGGCAGCAUCUCGGAGAACGAGGAGCUUCCUGUUCCCCAGAACAUCAAGAUCAGCAACAUCACCUGCGACUCCUUCAAGAUCUGCUGGGACAUGGAGCCGCGCAGCAAGGAGCGCAUCACGCACUACUUCAUCGACCUGAACAAGAAGGAGAACAAGAACUCAAACAAGUUCAAGCACAAGGAUGUUCCGACCAAGCUGGUGGCCAAGGCCGUGCCCCUGCCCAUGACGGUUCGGGGCCACUGGUUCCUCAGCCCACGGACCGAGUACACCGUGGCCGUCCAGACCGCCUCCAAACAGACCGACGGGGACUACGCCGUCUCCGAGUGGAGUGAGAUCAUCGAGUUCUGCACCGGCGAUUAUUCCACGGUGCAUCUAAACCAGCUGCUGGAGAAGGCCGAGGCCAUCGCCGGCCGGAUGCUGCGUCUCUCCGUCUUCUACAGGAACCAGAACAAAGAAUACUUUGACCAUGCCAGGGACGAGCAGGAGAACCGCAUGCUGCCGUCGGUGAAGGACGACAGCGGCAGCCACGGCUCGCCCAUCAGUGGGAAGCUGGAGGGCCUUUUCUUCAGCUGCAACACAGAGUUCAACACCGGCAAACCGCCGCAGGACUCCCCGUACGGCCGCCACCGCUUCGAGGUCCAGGCCGACAAUCUCUUCAACCCAGACACCAACCUGUACUUUGGGGAUUUCUACUGCAUGUACACGGCCUACCACUUCGUUAUUCUGGUCCUGGCGCCGAAGGGCUCCAAGGGCGACGACUUCUGCAAGCAGCGCCUCCCUUUGCUCGACAUGGCCAACAACCCUUUCCUCACCUGCAAGCGGGUGGAGGAGGGCGAGGGCGGCCUGCUGUUUCAUCACGCCCAGGACGUCAUCCUGGAGGUCAUCUACACGGAGCCCGUGGACCUGGCGUCGGGCACGGUGGCCGAGAUCAGCGGGUACCAGCAGAUGAGCAUGUCCACGGUAAACGCCAAGAAGGACCCGAGCUGCAAGACCUGCAACAUCAGUGUGGGGCGCUAAGCUGGUGCACUGAGGAGAGCAAGGGAAGGACUCGGGGGUGACCGGCCUCCACACACACACACACACACAGGAAGUCCACGUGAACUGAUGAAGCAGAGCAACUCAUGCAUGAAGCAGCAGAUUUAGUAGACUCCCAGACAUGCACACCGACAUCUCUCUGACACCGCUCUGUACUUUGAAGGAACUCACACUUUAAAACCUGCACCAUUGACUCCUCCUCUUUAGAGGGGUCGCCCUUACAUGUUGAAAACAUACAUCAGAUCAAACGUGAAGAUGUCCACACAAGGGACCACCAGCUGACACACCACCACGGACUCAUCCAUCCAUCCUGCAAGUCAUCUCUGGCGUACUGACCAAACCCUCUAACUCUACUAAAAACAUGGGCUGCUUCCAUUUUUAAUUUUUAAUUUUGUUCAUGACCUUUGCCUUGUUGUUAUUGACAUGCUGACGAUUGUGGGCGAGCAUUUUGUUGUUUCUAGUUUUCCCUCUUUCUAGAAAUGUUUUGUUCUUUUUCCACAGUCGAGAAAAUCUGACUCGUCUUCUUUUUUUUUUUUACCUCCUACUACUAGUGGCAUGAAAUGGUACUACAACAUUCUAAGGCCGCAGCAUCAACGGUCAUCUUUCUUUAAACCAAAGGUGUUGAAAACCAGACAUGAAACUUCUGUGGAAUCUAAUGAAACAACCAACAAAUAAAUGUGUUCUCAUGUGAACUUCUCAUGAAGAAGCAGCAAAGCAUGAUGCAGUUCUGAAAGCUGACCUCUAACUUAGCAACCGUUCUGUAACACUCGCUCUUCUUUUACUGUAGUCAGUGCAAAGAAAGUAGAACCAUGAACUGUGUUUAGCAGAAUAAAUGUGAAAAAAUAUUUAUUUUUUAUUGAUAUUCAUAUAUAUAUAUAUAUUGUAUAUAUAUAGAAAAUUAUAUAAACCAGAAGUGCACAAUGUCACACACUCUGAUCAUUGUCAACAACAGCAUUUAUGGGGAAUUAAUUAAACAAAGGCAAAAAAUGGGGGGGAAGACAAAUUCGACAGCAGUAAAACUUGCACCACAUUGUCAAAGGUUCACCAUCAUUUACAUGGUCACGAUUUAGAUUCACUAUAAAAUUCAGAAUGCAUUUCAUAGCACAACGCAGGACACAAACAAACUGACAUGCACAGCCACGACAGGAUUGUCUCACUGAUUGCAUUUAAACAUUCGCCUUUUGUUUUACAAAGAAAGGACUUAAAAAAAAAAUGCAGUCUCCACAUGAACUAUGGACACAGUUGUCCAAAAAUAGAACUUUGGCAAGAAAAAAAAAAAGGCAAAGUGCGAUAGCUAUAUACGUACGGUCAUCUUAAAAUAACUAAUAUGUAACUAACAUCAAGUAGUUACAGCACUUCAUCUUUGAUACAGACUAAUGCUACAUGAGAUACACGUGCUACAUCGGGUUUGUAGCGAGACGUGUCACGACAUGAUAAAGGACUCAGUCAGAUUCUCUCCAUCUUCCAUCAGCGCUCUCCUCAUGUAAAGUGCGUCCACAUAAUGAGCAUGGCAUAGAAAAAAAACAGAACAGACCAGGCCCACCAGCUUCUCAGAUCUGAUCCAGUCCUGUUAAGUUACAUUAAAGUCCCACUGUGAGUCAACUCAAAUGACCUUGGCUGAGUCCUGUUGUUUACUGAGCAGGGCCUCCAGUAGGCGGAGCUUCGCUUUGAGGUUCUUAUACUGGCAGUACUCCUCCGCCAUCUGUCCUCGGUCCUCCUUCUGACAAGCCCUGUUCCAAACACACGGAGGGGAGACGAUGCAAAAACAAAAGGCAAAACUUAUUUUGUAGUUUCUUAACAACCUGCAGCAGCUUCCAUAACUGGUUGAUAGUCCCUAUGUUGCCUUAUUCAGAUUGCUAUGUACAGUGUGUAUUGUAAUCAAGAUCUGACCGUAUUUUGCUUUGGACGACUAACAUGUACAAAGGAUGUGAACAGUCCAGAGCAAGCGUCUUCUCUCUCUUCGUCUCUUUCCUGAGCUCUCUGUGCUGUGUUAACGUUAAGUGAGCAUCACACUAACGUCCUACCACUGCGACGUUAUUUCUUUUGUGGAUGUUUUUUUUUUUCUUUGUUUUUCACGCGGCGAUGUUGAAAACCAAAUGUUCCAAGUUUAUUAAAAGAUCAAAAUAAAAUUCAAAAGCCA
Messenger RNA from Pleuronectes platessa (European plaice), 3487 nucleotides. RefSeq names its product phytanoyl-CoA hydroxylase-interacting protein-like. The transcript has 5 exons. The record is from RefSeq and is a predicted model, not a curated record. Gene Ontology annotation, cellular component: cytoplasm. Gene Ontology annotation, molecular function: protein binding. NCBI's taxonomy places the organism in Eukaryota, Metazoa, Chordata, Actinopteri, Pleuronectiformes, Pleuronectidae. Bases 190 to 1329 code for a protein of 379 amino acids.